UGGGCAACCUGGUCUGCAUCAUCGCGCCUCGAGUUGGUAAAGCUAUUUGCGGCUAAAGGUGGUUACGAAACAUCGAAACGCAGUAUCGAGGCGACAGCCCGUGGCUCUGGUACGAUCCCGACGGUCGUUGUGAUUGUCGAGGGUGCCUACGACCUGAGCCCAACGUGCGAACGUGUAGGACAAGUGUGGUGGCAGCGCCAAGCACGGAAAGGUUGUUGGAGACGUUUGGUGGUCCACCCAUUCAACGAUGGACGAGCUGCAAGAUGCCAUUCAGGAUGCGCAGUACAUAGGGGCGAUGGCAGACCCGAGACCACGACCCACCGUGCCGUUUCACCAGCCAUCGCCGCAAGAGCUGACCGAGUUCACAGAAAACGUUGCAAGCCACCACUGGCCCACGAUGGAAUCGUAUUUAUCGCAGCCCUUGGGGCUGUAUCUCUUUCGUCGGUACUGCGAAGCAGAAGCCCACGGCAUCGAGAAGCUCUGCUUUCUUCAAGACGUAUACGCAUAUCGCCGCAUUCCACAACACAAUCGACGAGUCCUCAAGGCAAAGGCCAUCUAUGCCACAUACAUCCAUCCACAGACCGCGACCACGUUAUCGUCGACGGACCCGCCGACCGCUCCACCGACCACCACCUCUCCGGGAGUUGGUGCUGCUCCCUCCGCGACUAUUGCCCUCAAGACCCACCCCCUCCUGGCGUCGACUAAGAAUCCUGGCGACACCAACUACGCAUGGAAGCAGGAGUCGUCCAUCUCGAUGACUACCGCUCGGGAAUUGUACUGUACGUUCAAGUGCGAGGCCGCCCUCCUCGGCGUCCGUGGCGACCUGACGGAAGACAUCGGAAAACAAUUGGAAGAUGCGAAUCUGCUGAGCGGAUCCGCCACCUCGACGCUACCGCUGACGUUAUUCGACGAGUUGGAAGCGUGUGUUGUGAGUGCAUUGGAGCACCACCAGAUGGAAGGGUUCAAAGCAAGCGCAUUCUUCAAGCGGUUUAUGCACUUUUUGCUCAUCCAGCAGCGCGAAAUCGGCGAAGACGACUUUAGUUUGCUGCGGGUAUUGGGCCGAGGCGGCUUCGGCAUGGUCAACGGCGCGAUCAAGCGGAGCACAGGCAAGCUAUACGCUAUGAAGGCCAUGAACAAACGCAUCAUCAAGAAAAAACACGCGGAGAAGCUGUGCCUGGCCGAGCGCGCCAUCUUGACCAUGCUCAGUUCGCCGUUCGUCGUGUGCCUCAAGUAUGCAUUUCAGACCAAGGAGGACUUGUUCCUGGUCCUGGACCUUCGCACGGGCGGUGAUCUGAGCUUUCACUUGAACCGCGGCCGGUUCACGGAGGAGCAAGUCAUGUACUGGUCUGCCCAGAUUCUGCUUGGACUCCAGCACUUGCAUGAAAAAAACAUUGUGUACCGCGACUUGAAGCCAGAAAACAUCCUCCUCGACGACAAGGGCAACUGCAGCAUCUCCGACUUAGGCCUGGCUGUCGAAGUGACUCCGUCGUUGUGUGGCCGAUGCGGCACGCGUGGCUAUUGGGCUCCCGAGAUGCUGCUCCGGGACGAAGCGGGGAAUCGGCUGUGCUACAACCAGACCGUCGACUGGUGGAGCUACGGGUGUGUUGUGUACGAAAUGCUGUACGGCAAAUGUCCAUUUCGAACGUCCAAGGCGAAAGCACUGCACGCCGACAAGCAAAAAGCGUACGACAUGGCAACGUUGGAACUCACGCCGUCGUACGACCCCAAGUAUUUCUCCCCCGAAGCGACCGAGUUGCUGCAGAAGCUCCUCAUUCGAGAUCCGACGAAGCGGUUGGGGGCCCGCGGCGCGGACGAAGUGAAAAAGAUGAAGUUUUUUGAAAGUGUGGACUGGGUUCAGAUGGAAAACAUGGCGAUUCCGCCGCCGUUCGUGCCCGAACGGGACAUCAAUGCCGCGUCACAGGCAGACAUUGGGUUCUUCGACCCGUCCGUGAUCCAGGGCGUCAAGCUGUCGGAUUCGGACCAAGACUUGUACAAGGACUGGCAUUUUUGCAGUGCGACAGCAUUUCAGAACGAGAUCGUCGAGUUCAUGGAGUGGGAGGUGAAGCAAGGCCCCAUUACACUUGUCACGCACACCAACACGUGCUGCAACGUGUCAUGAGAGUUCCCAUGGCUGCCGUCGACCACAGGUCAGCCGUGUAGACAGAGUUAGAGUCCUAAAUUAUCCAAGCGUUGAUGCCCUUGGCUGCAC
Messenger RNA from Aphanomyces invadans, 2209 nucleotides. RefSeq names its product AGC/GRK/BARK protein kinase. Gene Ontology annotation, molecular function: ATP binding; G protein-coupled receptor kinase activity. The transcript has 8 exons. Gene Ontology annotation, biological process: protein phosphorylation; signal transduction. The coding region runs from base 248 to 2119 and encodes 623 amino acids. Lineage: Eukaryota; Oomycota; Saprolegniomycetes; Saprolegniales; Verrucalvaceae. The record is from RefSeq and is a predicted model, not a curated record.